This is a messenger RNA of Hevea brasiliensis (rubber tree), 561 nucleotides long. Its product is annotated as subtilisin-like protease SBT2.5. Bases 84 to 374 code for a protein of 96 amino acids. The transcript is spliced from 3 exons. The record is from RefSeq and is a predicted model, not a curated record. NCBI's taxonomy places the organism in Eukaryota, Viridiplantae, Streptophyta, Magnoliopsida, Malpighiales, Euphorbiaceae.
CAUUUUAAAUAUAUCAUUCAAUAACAAAACUACAAGUUAAGAAGAAGAAGGAGCAGGAGGAGGAGGAGGAGGAGGCAGUGGGGAUGGGAAGUAGUAGAAAAACUGAGUUAUACUUUGUUUUCAUGAAUUACGAUCCAGAGUAUGAGCGCCUUCGAGCUGAUAGAACAAAGCGAGGGGUAUAUGAGCUUGAUUCGUACCUAAGUAGAAAGCAUGACCAGUUAUUGGCAAACACCCUUGAGCAUGGCAGCUACAAGAAGACACUAUCUUUGGUCAUUGUAGAUGGGUUCGGAGUAGAGAUCACAGAAGACCAGGCCAAUGUGCUUAGAUCUGCCAACGGAGUGAGGCUUGUGGAGAAGAAUCAAGAGGUUUCUUAGACUUAAGAUACGUAGCCGGAGAAGAGGAUGAAGUACUAUCGACUGAAAGUGGUGUAAUAAUAAUGAGUUUGUAAAGUCUUUUGUAAAUGCCAUCAAGUUUGGUGGUAUGUAGACUAUGAGACUGAGAGUUAUCUCAACUCAUAAUCAGUUUAAUUAAAAUGAUCGACUUCCGGCCGUUUUAAUUUUA